Messenger RNA from Sebastes umbrosus (honeycomb rockfish), 2354 nucleotides. RefSeq names its product dynein regulatory complex subunit 1 homolog (Chlamydomonas) (gene drc1). Gene Ontology annotation, cellular component: axoneme; axonemal dynein complex. The record is from RefSeq and is a predicted model, not a curated record. Lineage: Eukaryota; Metazoa; Chordata; Actinopteri; Perciformes; Sebastidae. The coding region runs from base 129 to 2270 and encodes 713 amino acids. The transcript has 16 exons. Gene Ontology annotation, biological process: axonemal dynein complex assembly; cilium-dependent cell motility; regulation of cilium movement.
UGUACCAAACAGACCUUGGAGACACAGACCUACUACUGUUGUUGCUAUCUUCAUGAUCAAUAUUUACAAUAUUUAACAGUUUCUGUCAAUAACUUUUAACAUAUAUACUUAAAACAUACAUACUUAAUAUGGAAGAAGUUGAUAAGGAUCCAGAGAAGACGUCUGAACCCUCUGUGUUGAAUGGGGUCUCCACACUGGAGGUUGAAGCAGGACCCAGUAUGGAGGUCCAUGAGGAGUUCAAGGAGGAGAGCCAGCCUAAAGAGGAGGAGGAGGAGGAGGAGGAGGAGGAGGAUGAGGAGGAGGGAAGUGAAAAGUUAGUCCCUCCCCAGAAUAUGAUCGACCUGCAGAGAGAUUUGACGACAUUAGUGACCAACAUCCAAACUGCAGCUGACGCUAAAGAGUCGAUGCGAAGGACAGAGCUGGAGGAAGCUCGCAGAAUUAGAUUGGGGCGGCUGCAGAAUGAUUUAAAAUCCAGCCAGGAAAUAUUUGAGGAGAUCACCACAGGGUGGUCCGUAGCUCAGCUGAAGGUGAUCCCUCAGGAGCUCCAGGAGGCCCUGAACAACCAGCAGCAGUUAUGUGCUGCUAUCAUAGACGACAAGAAAAAACUCAUAAAUGACCUGCAACAGGAGCUGAAAACUGGAGAUGAUCGCUAUGUGAAGGACUUGAGGAAGCAUGCAGAGGAGCUGGACCUGAUGAUGGAGAGGAUGGAGGACCAGAUCAAAACCCUGACAAAGGCCUACAGGGAGGAGCUAGCCCAGAUGGAGAGAGUUUAUCAGCAGGAAAUGGAAAUCUUACUUACGAGAGACGAGACUGAGUGGGAACAACAAAUGAAGGAACUUUGGGACAAAGAGUUGGAGAGGCUGGUGCUUAGGAAGAAGAAAGUGGAGGAGUGUGAAGUGAUAGUUCACAAUAUGAUGUUGCAGACUGCUGACGAGUUGGGCCUCCUCCAGUCAGAACAGAAAACAAAGUCACAGGCUCUGGAGAGAGAGCUCCAACAGAUAAAAGCCGGCAACAUGAUCACAAAGCUAAAACUAAUAAAGCAAAAGGAUGAAAUAGCAGGACACACCUUCAACCUGGCCAAUAUGAAGAGCAGGAUCUACAGUCUGCGGACAGAGAUGAAAGACCUAAACGAUAAGUAUUGCAGUCAUAGGAAACAGUUUACAAAGAAGUGCCAGUAUUAUUCUAAGGAGUACGAACGCAACAUCCAGCAGUAUGAUCGCAUACAGAAGAAAAUCAAGCGCUUUGCAGUCACUGAUGCCAGGCAAUUUGAGGACAUGUGGCUAAUGCUUGAAGCAGAGGUGAAGCAACUAGUGGAGAGGGUUUUGGUCACCGACUCGCUGAUCUGCAAUCACCUUGGUUUAGCCUGGCAACGACCUCAUAUGGAGUUCAUGGAGGUCUCUGGUCCCGUCCAGCCUCAGAAACAGGCUUCAAGGCCCCACCGCCCGGCUGUCUCUCAGCUGUUUCACACCGGGCAGGCUUCACAGUGUAGUCAGAGGAUGAUGGACCUCUCAGUCGGGCCUAGGCUGGACACCGACACUGAGAGCACAGACAUGGAAAUGUACAAGGAAGGGACAGCGGUGCAGAGUGAGAGCGGUGCUGAGGUGGAGGAAGGGAAGCUGUCGACGGAGACACUGAAUAAAGUGUUGGAGCUGCUGCGUGAUGAGACGGGCUUCCUGAUAGAAGAUAAACUCCUGAACCUGCUGAUUCCUCUGGAGAAGGAAGAACAGACCGUCGUGAAGCUGGGCUCUCUGCUUUGUUCUUUUGGCAUUGAAGAGGAGGAUGUGCCCAAGUUGGCUGGUUUCUUACUAAAGUACAACCAUCAGCAGAGGGAGCAGACAGAGGAUGUGUGUGUUGAGUCGGGUGAAUCCAGUAGCAAGGCAGAGAAACAGGAGACCAAGUCUACGAUUCAUCUGACCUCUGAACUCAUCAAUCCUAACCAUAUUGUGCCUGCUCUAAAAGGUUUCCUCGAGCAGCACAUGAGGUCCAGGGAGAGCUCAGCCCGCCAACAUCAGAGUAGUUUUCAUGUAGAAGCCCGGGAUACUUCAGAGGAUGCAGCCUACUGGGAGAGUAUGGGCAAUAUAAUCUCUGACGACAAAAUGAAACUCUGGGACGCAGCAGAGAACACACUAAAGCAUUACCAUGCGGUCCUGACAGACAUCUCUGAGCUCAUCCCCGAGACUGAGAGUCUGAAGCAGCAGAACGCAGAACUGCGGAUGCUACUGCAACAGUCGCUCAACUCAAGAGUCAGCACAGAGCUGGAGAGGCCGUAAUCCAAACUGGGGCAGUGUGUGGAAUCAUCAAUCAGUAUGUGUAAAAGAAUUUAAAUUCAUUGUAAAAUAAACCAUCCAUUAAUG